UAGCCCAUGGGGCAGGGCCAUGCUUGGGCCUUACUUUUUAAAAUUUGAGCCUGGUCCAAUUCAGCCAAUAGUCUAAAGGCCAUGGGCUUGGCCCACAGUCCGGCUCAAAGCUUCUUUCCGAACAUAAGUCGUCCAUCUUAGGAGUUAGGACUAUUCACUUUUAUGAGAUUAGAGUAGCAAUGAUGAAUUUAUCUCCGUAAUUAGACAAUUAGACCUUUGAUAACACUUUGAUAUUUUGAUUAUUUUUAAGAUUUUCAUGACUUAAAACAAAAAAAAAUGGAUAAUUUGAUCCAAUUUCCAGUUUCCACAACUUGAUUCUGGCAAUUUAGCAAUGAUCAUAGCUUCCAUAACCACCCCACCACCCCACUCUCUCCCUUCCUCCGCCGCAACCACCACCACCAACAACAACCAUGUCCACCACCUUCUCUCUCUCCUCAACCACUGCUCCUCCAUGACUCAACUCAAACAAAUCCACGCCCAAACACUGCGCACAACCCCACUUCACCACCCUAAACACCUCCACUUUCUUUACAGCAGACUCCUGCACUUCUCUUCUUCCUCUGACAUUCACUAUUCUCUUACACUUUUCUCCCAAAUUCACAACCCUAAUUCCUUCAUUUGGAAUACCCUUAUCAGAUCUUGCGCAAUCAGUAAUACCCAUAGAAGACUAGCCUUUCAAUUUUACUGUAACAUGUUGAUUGAUGGGAAUGUUAACCCAGAUAAGCAUACUUACCCUUUUGUUCUUAAAGCUUGUGCUUACUUGCUUGAUGAAUUUGCAGGUAAACAGAUUCAUACCCAUGUUUUAAAACUUGGGUUUGGGUCUGAUGUGUAUGUUAAUAACAGCCUUAUUCAUUUUUAUGCUUCUUGUGGGUACUUGGAUUGUGCACGUAAGGUGUUUGAUGAAAUGCCUGAACGAAGUGUUGUAUCGUGGAAUGCGAUCAUUGACGCGUUUGUUCGGUCCGGGGAGUUUGAUGUGGCGUUGAGGUUGUUUAGAGAGAUGCAGGGUUGGUUUGAGCCUGAUGGGUAUACACUGCAGAGUGUUAUUUCUGCUUGUGCUGGUUUAGGAGCUUUGUCUUUAGGGGUUUGGGCUCAUGCUUAUGUUUUGAGGGUUUGUGAUGCUAAGCUGGGUAGUGAUGUUUUGCUGAAUAAUUCAUUGGUGGAAAUGUAUUGUAAAUGUGGGAUGUUGGAUUUGGCUAAGCAGGUGUUUGAUGGGAUGGUUAAGCGUGAUGUUAAUUCGUGGAAUAACAUGAUUCUAGGACUUGCUAUUCAUGGAAAAUCUAUGUUGGCGUUGGAACAUUUUGAUGAAAUGACGAAUGUUGAGGGGAUAUUGCCGAAUGCAAUUACAUUUGUUGGCAUUUUAAGUGCAUGUAAUCAUGGUGGCAAGGUUGAAUUAGGUCGCGAGUAUUUUGAUAAAAUGGUUAGAUAUUACUCCAUAGAACCUCGGCUAGAGCAUUAUGGAUGCUUGGUUGAUCUUCUUGCUCGUGCAGGAUUAAUAGAAGAAGCUUUAGAUAUUGUAACGAACAUGCCCAUGAAACCUGAUGUGGUUAUAUGGAGAAGUCUUCUUGAUGCUUGUUGCAAGAAAAAUAAAGGCAUACAACUGAGUGAACAAGUGUUUGAAAAGAUCCUUGAGGCUGAGGGAGAAACCUCCAGUGGUGUUUAUGUGCUUCUCUCCAGGGUUUAUGCCUCAGCAUCUCGAUGGGAUGAAGUUGGUCUUAUAAGAAAGUUGAUGGCUGAUAGAGGUGUAAAGAAAGAACCUGGCUGUAGUUCCUUGGAAAUUAAUGGCGUUCAUCAUGAAUUUUUCGCAGGGGACACUUCUCACUCUCAAACGGAGGACAUUUACCGGGUUCUGGAUGUGAUAAAUGAGAAACUUCACUCGGCAGGAUAUAGGCCUGACAUUUCACAAGCACCCUUGGUGGAUGGUGAACAUGAGGAUCAAAAGCAAGAUGCACUUAAGCUACACAGUGAAAGACUUGCCAUUGCAUUUGGACUCCUAAAUCUGAAACCUGGUGUUCCCAUUCGCAUAUUCAAAAACCUUCGUGUCUGUAAUGACUGUCAUGAAGUCACCAAACUGAUAUCUAAGAUAAUUGGUGUUGAGAUUAUUGUGAGAGAUCGAGCUCGAUUCCACCACUUCAAAGAUGGUAUUUGUUCAUGUGCAGAUUACUGGUAAUAUAUGGUCUAUUUGAUACA
Molecule: messenger RNA, 2187 nt
Organism: Chenopodium quinoa (quinoa)
Lineage: Eukaryota; Viridiplantae; Streptophyta; Magnoliopsida; Caryophyllales; Amaranthaceae
Product: pentatricopeptide repeat-containing protein At1g59720, chloroplastic/mitochondrial-like
Exons: 1
Coding region: 332-2167 (611 amino acids)
Biological process (GO): RNA modification
Molecular function (GO): RNA binding; protein binding; zinc ion binding
Source: RefSeq, a predicted model, not a curated record